CUGACCCCCGCACUACCCUGCAACCUCCUCAUUUCACAUGCGGCAGAGUGAUUUAAGCUUAAGGUACAAGGGUACCUCACCGCUCCCCCCGACAUCUGCUGGGAGUUGAUUGAUAGCACGAUACUCGAUCCCAUGAAAUCUCCUCGGACUGUCCCGGUAGUAAAGAGACGGGCGCGAGCGCCCAAGGUGAAGACGGGCUGCUGGACAUGCAAGAAGCGACGUGUGAAGUGCGAUGAAGGCUUUCCUGCGUGCCUGAAAUGUACCAAAACCGGACGGAAAUGUGAUGGCUAUGAAGGGAGAGGGAAGGACGUUCUGGUGCCUCUCGAUCGCAAUGUAUUCCUAGAUCCGAUCGCCCGUCUCCCAUUCAGUUUCCCAUGCAGUGACGACCAGGAGCGACGAGCUUAUCAAUAUUUCUUUACCAAGACAGCCUCCGAGAUAGCGGGGUUUUUGCCAUCAGAUUUUUGGAACAAGUUGAUUCUCCAAGCCAGCCAUAAUGAUCCGACGAUUUUCCAUGCAGUCGUUGCUCUCGGCUCUGCUCACGAAAACUAUGGAGGAGAAUCUCCAGGACACUUGAGACGGGGCGGAGUCACACGACAACAAUUUGCCCUUCAGCAAUCCAACAAAGCCAUCGGCUAUUUACGAGCGCCUCAAUCCGGGGAAUCAGUUCUCCUAUCCUGCAUACUUUUCAUAUGCCUCGAAACCUUCCAAGGCAAUCACGAGGCAGCUCUGAUACAUCUUGAAAGUGGGCUGAAGAUUUUAGCAUCCUGGCUCCAUGAUGAUGACGAGCACCAGCCAGUGCUCAGCUCCGACUGUGUAUCCCGGCCUACCAGACAAUUUCUCGAAGAGGAGCUUGUUCCUCUAUUCACACGACUCGAUAUACAAGCGACGACAUAUCUUACUUCAAGAUCACUCAGAGAAGUGAACCCUUGCUCGAGUACUGCGGAACCAAAUAUGCCCACGCGAUUUACAUCUCUGAGUGACGCCAACACCCACUUGGCUGAUCUAGUACACUGGAUGCUUUACUGCAACAAUGGGGCACACAACAUGAUGUACUGGAUGGUGAACAAUCCGAUGGCGCAAUCGAAUUUUGGUCCUCCACCGUCCUCACCUGACGAUCCGAUCCCCAAGAUUCCAGGCGUGGUGCUGAAGAAAAUUCUGAAGAUCGAGACACAACAUAGCCGUAUCCUGCAACAAUGGCUUGAUGCACUGAAUCUCUACUUGAAAGAGAAUCCCAACUUGGACACCAAGGAUAUCCGUGGCGCCCUGAUGCUCAAAAUUCUGUACACCAGCACUACGAUUAUCAAAGCUGCGUCGCUCUACAACCACGACCUGGAAUACGACAAAUACAUCCCUGAAUUCGAACGCGUCAUCACGUUAGCAGAGUCCCUCAUUAAGUCCCAGUCAACUGCCAGAAACAAGAACACGCCGUUUUACUCCUUCGAGAUGAAUAUCCUGCCACCACUGCAUUACUGUUCAACGCGAUGCCGAGAUCCUAAACUCCGACGCAGAGCACUGGAACUUCUUGAAGACUCACCGAGGAGGGAGGGAAUGUGGGAUUCGGCGAUGCUGGCUGCGAUUGCAAGGUAUGUUAUUGCGGAGGAGGAAGCUGGACUGGGAGAAGUUUCUUGCGCCAGGGAAAUCCCUGCGUCGGCGAGGAUUUGUAUUCUGAAUAAGGUUCCUGUGUUGGAGGACAAGGAAUGCGUGAUCAAGUAUUGCAAGGGUGUGAGGAAUCCGUACACUAAGCUGGAUAUCAGGGAGGCGUUGAUUACUUGGUAACGGCGAGGAACGCGUUCAUAGAUUAAUAAUGAUACCCAAUUUGUACUUCCUUUUCAUUUACACCUCUACAAGUUACACAAAUUGCCGGGUCCAGGCAAGCGUCAGUAUUCAGCGCACUAUUCAAUCAAUUGCUCAG
Hyaloscypha bicolor E is the source of this 1912-nucleotide messenger RNA. RefSeq lists its product as uncharacterized. The record is from RefSeq and is a predicted model, not a curated record. Bases 133 to 1776 code for a protein of 547 amino acids. Gene Ontology annotation, biological process: regulation of DNA-templated transcription. Gene Ontology annotation, molecular function: DNA-binding transcription factor activity, RNA polymerase II-specific; zinc ion binding. NCBI's taxonomy places the organism in Eukaryota, Fungi, Ascomycota, Leotiomycetes, Helotiales, Hyaloscyphaceae. The transcript has 2 exons.